This is a messenger RNA of Clarias gariepinus (North African catfish), 2486 nucleotides long. It is a transcript of the gene taf6, whose product is annotated as TAF6 RNA polymerase II, TATA box binding protein (TBP)-associated factor. Gene Ontology annotation, biological process: transcription initiation at RNA polymerase II promoter; RNA polymerase II preinitiation complex assembly. Gene Ontology annotation, molecular function: protein heterodimerization activity; transcription coactivator activity; RNA polymerase II general transcription initiation factor activity. Bases 207 to 2072 code for a protein of 621 amino acids. The record is from RefSeq and is a predicted model, not a curated record. Lineage: Eukaryota; Metazoa; Chordata; Actinopteri; Siluriformes; Clariidae. The transcript is spliced from 15 exons. Gene Ontology annotation, cellular component: SAGA complex; transcription factor TFIID complex; SLIK (SAGA-like) complex.
CUCAAAAUGGCGGAUUUUCAGAAAAACGGCUCGGAGCUCUGAGGCAGAAAACUAAUCCUAAAAUACUCCUAAUAUUCCUUCUGUACAGUCAGGAUUCAGCCUCAGAAAUAUAAACCCGCUCUGUGUGUCUCAGUUUACUGGUUUUAUUUUUUAAUAGAGACUGAUUCACUCCAGAAUAUCAGCUUUGUUCUCAAAAGAGCAGCGAGAUGGCGGAGGAGCGCAGGCAGAAGGCGUGUUCAGUGCUCUUCUCCACCGAGUCGAUGAAGGUGAUGGCGGAGUGUGUUGGCGUGUCCCAGCUGCAGGAGGAGAGCUGUGUGGCCCUGAGUGAGGAGAUCAGCUACAGGAUCAAGGAGAUCACACAGGAUGCAAUAAAGUUCAUGCACCACGGCAAACGACGAAAACUGACAACAAGUGACAUUGACCACGCCCUCAAACUGAAGAAUGUGGAGCCUCUGUACGGCUUUCAGACACAGGAGUUUAUUCCGUUCCGCUUUGCGAGCGGUGGAGGACGUGAGCUUCACUUUUACGAGGAGAAGGAGGUGGACCUUAGUGACAUCAUCAACACACCGCUUCCCCGUGUGCCCCUCGACGUCUCACUCAAGGCUCACUGGUUGAGUAUUGAUGGUGUCCAGCCUGCAAUCCCAGAGAACCCGCCUCCAGUUCCUAAGGAGCAGCAGAAGUCUGAGGCAUCGGAGCCCCUGAAGGCGGCUAAACCCGGACAGGAGACCGAUGGCUCCAUCCAGGGUAAAGCUCAGGGAGCCUCCUCCGCAGAGGUUAAAGGAAAGGAGAAGUUGCGCCUGAAGCCCCGCAGCACACACGAGCUCUCUGUGGAGCAGCAGCUCUACUACAAGGAGAUCACUGAGGCCUGUGUGGGGUCGUGUGAGGCCAAGAGAGCCGAGGCGCUGCAGAGUAUAGCCACUGACCCGGGUCUGUACCAGAUGCUGCCCCGUUUCAGCACCUUCAUCUCUGAGGGGGUUCGUGUGAAUGUGGUACAGAAUAACUUGGCGUUGUUGAUUUACCUGAUGAGGAUGAUGAAGGCGCUGAUGGAUAACCCCACCCUCUACCUGGAGAAAUACCUGCACGAGCUCAUCCCCGCAGUUAUGACGUGUAUUGUGAGUAAACAGCUGUGUCUCAGGCCAGAUGUGGAUAACCACUGGGCUCUCAGGGACUUCGCGGCUCGUCUCAUGGCUCAGAGCUGCAAAACCUUCAGCACCACCACCAACAACAUCCAGUCUCGCAUCACCAAGACCUUCACUAAGUCCUGGUUGGAUGAGAAGACCCAGUGGACGACUCGGUACGGGUGUAUUGCUGGUCUCUCCGAGCUCGGCCCUGAUGUGAUAAAGACACUGAUCAUCCCUCGGUUGUCAGUGGAAGGUGCUCGGAUUAAGGCGGUGAUGGAGGGACCCGUCCUGUCCAACAUCGAUAAGAUCGGCGCUGAUCACGUGCAGAGUUUACUGCUGAAGCACUGUGCAAGUGUGAUCUGUAAGCUGCGUUCAGUUCCUGAUGUAGUGGAUCAGUACCGAGCUGAUUACGGGUAUCUGGGCCCAAUGCUGUGUUCACACGUCAUUAAAGCUCGAGCGCAGAACGCCUUGCAGAGUCAGACUGUGAACAGAACCACGCUGACCAUCACUCAGUCCAGACCGUCGCUGUCUGUCUCUCAGAGCAGUGUGAGCGGGUCUCGGACCCCCAGCAUCAUCAAAGUUCCCAGCUCUCUCACACUGAUGUCGACUCGGCCGGCCACACCCACACAGCCAUCGCCCCCGGCAACCAAAUACAUCGUCAUGGGCACCAGUGCAGGCCCCGCCUCCACGCAGCAGGUGAUUACACUAAGCUCCUCCCAGUCCAGCUCCCCUGUGACCAGCACAGUUCCCAGUGGCUCUGCCCCCCUGCAGCCGCUCGUUAAGCUGGAGCCAGGGGUCACCGGGUCAGUCUCAGGGUCACGACCUGUACAGAAGUACAUAGUGGUGUCUUUACCUUCAUCGUCAUCAUCAUCAUCACUGGAGAAGAGCAGCACAUCACCAAUCAGCACCGAGUGCAAACCUGAACACACAGACACACACAUGACUGGCUGAACACACACACACACACACACACACACACAAAGACGGAAGCAACACAAUAUCAGCUAACACCCACACACACACAGGAUGGGCUGGAGGCGCACACACAAAAUCUGGGCUGAAUGCCUAUACACACACACACACAAAGAAAAACACAAUAUCAGCUGAACACAUAACACACACUCUUACACACACUGUGGGCUGUACACACACACACACACACACACACACAUCCGCUGGACUGACCAGGACAAGGUGGAGUUUCUGUGAACUGUAAAGCUAUGGGACUGACACUGUGCUCGAGUGUGUGUGUGUGUGUGUGUGUGUGUGUGUGUGUGUGUGAAGGUUAAAGGUUUGAUGUAAAUGCCUGCUUUCAUGUUUCAGCUUGGGUUUUAUAUCCUGUAAUAAAUGUGGCUUUUUAAUUCA